Molecule: messenger RNA, 3080 nt
Organism: Phyllopteryx taeniolatus (common seadragon)
Lineage: Eukaryota; Metazoa; Chordata; Actinopteri; Syngnathiformes; Syngnathidae
Gene: wdr20b
Product: WD repeat domain 20b
Exons: 4
Coding region: 50-1963 (637 amino acids)
Molecular function (GO): protein binding
Source: RefSeq, a predicted model, not a curated record
CGUCCGCAACAUCCGGGUCCCCGGACAAGGAUGAACGGCGACUUCCAAGAUGGCGGCGGAGGGAGGAGGGAAGGAGACGAACGAGAUUAAAACGCAAUUCACCACCCGGGAAGGCGUCUACAAACUCCUCACGCACUCAGAGUACAGCCGCCCGAACCGGGUACCCUUCAACUCGCAGGGCUCCAACCCCGUCAGGGUCUCCUUCGUCAACGUCAACGACCAGUCGGGCAACGGCGACAGGAUCUGCUUCAAUGUGGGCCGGGAGCUCUACUUUUAUAUCUACAAAGGUGUGAGAAAGGCUGCCGACCUGAGCAAGCCCAUAGACAAGCGGAUAUACAAAGGCACGCAGCCCACGUGCCACGACUUCAACCCGCUCACCGCCACUGCUGAGAGCGUCUCGCUGCUGGUGGGCUUCUCGGCGGGCCAGGUGCAGCUCAUCGACCCAAUCAAGAAGGAGACCAGCAAGCUCUUCAAUGAAGAGAGACUCAUCGACAAGUCUCGGGUGACGUGCGUGCGAUGGGUCCCCGGUUCUGAGAGCCUCUUUUUGGUGGCCCAUUCAAGCGGCACCAUGUACCUGUACAAUGUGGAGAACACGUGUGGCACGGCGGCGCCCCACUACCAGCUCCUCAAGCAGGGGGACAACUACGCCGUGCACACCUGCAAGAGCAAGUCGGGUCGCAACCCUUUACUGCGCUGGACUGUGGGCGAUGGCGCGCUCAAUGAGUUCGCCUUCUCCCCGGACGGUAAGUUCCUGGCAUGCGCCAGCCAGGACGGCUACCUGCGGGUGUUCGGCUUCGACGCGGCCGAGCUGCACGGCACCAUGAAGAGCUACUUUGGCGGCUUGCUUUGCGUGUGCUGGAGUCCCGACGGUCGCUACAUCGUGGCGGGCGGGGAGGACGACCUGGUGACUGUGUGGUCGUUCUCGGACUGCAGGGUGAUCGCGCGGGGACACGGACACAAGUCGUGGGUGAGCGUUGUGGCUUUCGACCACUGCACCACCAGUGUGGAGGACGCCGGCAACGGCGGCGAACCCCCCGCCGAGUUCAGCGGCAGCGACGAGGACUUUUACGAGCAUAUUCACUUUAGCGCAGGGAGGGACCGGGCCAACAGCGCCCACUCCCGACUUUCCAAGAGGAACUCUACGGACAGUCGGCCUGUAAGCGUGACGUACCGAUUUGGGUCCGUGGGCCAGGACACCCAGCUGUGUCUGUGGGACCUCACCGAAGACAUUCUCUUCCCUCACCUCCCUUUGUCUCGGACCAGGACUCACACUAAUGUCAUGAAUGCCUCCAGCCCCCCGGCCACCGGAGCGAACACUAUUUUCACUUCCGGUACCAAUGGUAAAGACAAUGUUAGCAAUAGCAGUACCGGCGGCAACACGCCAAACUCCCUCCCGGGGACGCUGCCUCGCUCCAACAGCCUACCGCAAUCCUCCAAUCCGGCAGGGGGCGGGAGCACCCCGAACAGUCACACGGACAGCAGCAGCAGCAGCGGUAGCGCUGCCGCCGCCACCGUCGCAACCUCAAAGGGCGGCGGCAGCAUCAUGGACAGUGCCCUGAUCGCCGCUGGCGUGGGCAAGUUCGCCACGCUGUCGCUGCACGAGACACGCAAGGAUCGACCGGAGAAGGAGCAUAAGCGCAUGCACAGCGCCGGCCACAUCGGCAGCAAGAGCGGCGACAAACUCAGCCAGCUGGGCGCCUCGCGCUCAGCGGCGACCAAAGGCGACACCGCCAAGACACUGGGCACGGCGCUGUGCCCGCACAUGGAGGAGGUGCCGCUGUUGGAGCCACUGAUGUGCAAGAAGAUCGCCCACGAGAGACUGACGGUGUUGAUCUUCUUAGAGGACUGUCUGGUCACGGCCUGUCAGGAGGGCUUCGUUUGCACCUGGGCCAGGCCCGGGAAAGUGGGACUGCUAUCAUCUCAAAACAACCCCACCAACUCCCCCAGUGGAACCGUGGUAUAGCCCCCCCAUCACAGCCACAGAGGCGGCGGAUGACGACCUAGACAUGGUUCAUGGAAACUUGACGCCUUUAGUCUGCAGUGAAAUGGGUGCUAUUUGACAAAGAGGAUGAGGAGCUUUAAGGUUUUUAUAGGAAGGGCUGACUGGUUCCCUGUUCAUAUGAUGGUGGUUGUUAUCAUGCCUACAGUCUUCUUGUUGGCUCCCAAUUCUUUAUUUUAUGUACUGGGCCUCUUAAAGGGAACAAUAUUUUUGAAGUGGCUGCAUAUCCUCUGCUAAUGGAGGUAAUACUUCCUUAAAUCACACAAAGUGUAUUUGCACAAAUUUAGCAGCCCUUCCUCCCUGGUGUUUGCGUGUGUUUAUUUUUUUUAUUCCUAGCAGAAGAACACAAGCAGAUUUUGGAAGCACUUGGUUUAUUGGCGCCCUUUGUCUCCCACUGGAUGCUGCAAUCAUGUUUUAUUAUUAUUAUUUAGGAAAAUUAUGUUUGCACUUAACAGUUUGUUGUUCCGAGGAGAACGGAUGUAAUUUUUUUUGGAGUGUUCAAUAGAAUUAAAAAAACCUUUGUACCUAUUGUUUAUUUUAAUAUGGUUUUCCACAUGAAACAGGCUCUGUAUAGUAUGUAAAUAUUGUACUGGAAUGAUUUAUGGAGAUGAUUAAUAGUUAGAGCCUCUUUUUUUGAGAAGAAAAUAGCUUAUUUCUAAUACAGAAAAUGUAAUAUUAAAAUGAAUCUUGAAUAUGCAGAUUUUUUUUUUUCCAUUUCCGUUGUACAUAAAGAGAGUUCAGGUGUAUUUUUUCUUAACGCAACGUUUGGUAUAAUGAUAUAGAAGAUGCUUUUAUCUAAUGGCUAGUGGUGAACGCUCUUGUUCAGCCAUCAUUCCGAGCUCAGGUAAAACGCGCGCUGGCCUAUCGUGUGAAUCGACUCCCACCCACAGCAACUCCUCUUAGUGUGAGCGGCGUGGUUAUGAUGAUGAUGAUUAUUUUUUGAAAACAACACUGUGUUGAUUCAUGCUAGAGCUGGACAGUGUUUUUCCUCUAGCGCCCACAAGAAGAAAGACCGUGCAAGUUUAACAGUGGCAGCCUUUUUCCUCCAUGUGACGCCUAUUAAACAGUUUGACAGACUAUA